Molecule: messenger RNA, 6246 nt
Organism: Homarus americanus (American lobster)
Lineage: Eukaryota; Metazoa; Arthropoda; Malacostraca; Decapoda; Nephropidae
Product: protein jagged-2-like
Biological process (GO): Notch signaling pathway
Molecular function (GO): Notch binding; calcium ion binding
Source: RefSeq, a predicted model, not a curated record
AUGUUGGGUACAGCUAUCUGUAAGCCUGGCUGUCAUCCAGAACACGGCACCUGUAAAAUACCUGGCCAGUGCGAGUGCCGUAUGGGCUGGACAGGUGAGCUCUGCGAUGAGUGCAUGGCUUACCCCGGCUGUAAACACGGCUUUGUGACGGCCUCCUGGACCUGUGUCUGUGAACUCAACUGGGGCGGCAUACUGUGUGACCAAGAUCUCAACUACUGCGGACGGUACCCCUGUGUCAACGGGGGCGCUGAGAACACGGCGCCUGAUGAGUACCAAUGUACCUGUCCUAAGGGCUUCUCCGGCGACAACUGUGAGGUGGUGGAGGACCCAUGUGCACCUGGUCCGUGUAGACAUGGCGGUACGUGUAUAGAAGUAAACGGAGGGUUCCAGUGUACGUGUGUGUCUGGCUGGUCCGGACACUCAUGUGAACAGAAUGUAGAUGAGUGCGUCUCUGAGCCGUGUGAACAUGGAGGCAGCUGUGUGGACCUGGUCAAUGGCUUCUCCUGCAACUGCACACUUGGCUGGGAGGGCAACACCUGUCAAUUUAACUCAGACGAGUGCCAGGGCCAACCAUGCAUCAAUGCCAUCAAUUGCCUUAACCUGGUGGGUGACUACGAAUGCCACUGCCGGAACGGGUGGGAGGGCAAGAACUGUAACAUUAACCUCAACGACUGUCUAGGUCAAUGCCUUAAUGGGGCGACCUGUAUUGACCUUGUUGAUGAUUACCACUGUGCUUGUUCGCAUGGUUAUACUGUGAGACCUGUAAUGGCUGACAAAUGUGUUGACCGUUGGACAUUAUCGAUUGACAUUGACCUCUGCAAUCCAAAUCCUUGCGACAACGGAGCUCCAUGCAUCAACACCCAGUCAGACUACUACUGCCACUGUCCUGAGAGCUGGACUGGCAACCGUUCCCAGCCUCGACCUGUGUGUACUCAGCCCCCAUGCCAAGUAAUCGAUAGCUGUACAAUCCCUGAGCCACAGGAUUCUGGGUCAGUCCUGCUGGUGCCAUCUAACGUGUGUGGGCGUAACGGGCGGUGUGUGACCCACUCUGAGGGGGCGUUCUCCUGUGUUUGUGACCCAGGAUUUACGGGGCAGUACUGUCAUAUUAAUGUCAAUGACUGUGAAUCGUCUCCCUGUAUCAACGGAGGCACCUGUGUCGACCUGGUCAAUGGGUUCCAGUGUGUUUGUGACCCUGGCUGGGAAGGGCCCCUGUGUAACUUGGAUAUCAACGAAUGUGCAGACGAACCCUGUCGUAACAACGCCAGCUGUGUCGAUGGAGUGCUUGACUUUACCUGUGUUUGUGAAGGUAAUUGGAAGGGCCGCACCUGUUCUUCCACCACGACCCACUGUGACCUCACCACCUGCCAACACGGUGGCAGGUGUGUGGAUCUGGGGAACGCCUUUGUCUGCCGUUGUCCCCAGGAAUGGAAGGGGACGACCUGCCAGAUUCCUAACAGGCGAGCGUGUGACUCCUCCCCGUGUCAGAACGGAGCUACCUGCGUCAACACAGGCGACGGCCACACCUGUCUAUGCCCCGAAGGCUGGGAUGGUACCUCUUGUAACAACAACAUCAACGACUGUACCCCACAUCCUUGCUACAACGGCGGCAGGUGUAUUGAUGGAGUUAACUGGCGAGUGUGCGAGUGUACAUCAGGCUUUACUGGACCAGAUUGCCGUAUAAAUAUUAACGAAUGUACAUCAUCCCCCUGUGCAUUUGGGAGCACCUGUAUUGAUGGCAUAGCGGAUUACAGGUGUUUAUGCCCCCCAGGUAGGACAGGUGACAGAUGUGAACAUGUAGAAGGUAGUUUAGAACCUCCAUCAGAAGCGUGUCUCUGGGGAGGUGAUCUUCGACCUCACGGAGCAGUUUGGAGACAUCAGUGUAAUUCCUGUCAUUGUAAUCAUGGUACACCUUCAUGUUCUGAUGUUUGGUGUGGCCCUGAGAACUGCCUGAGAUCCAGGGACCCCGGCCACUACCCCUGUCAACCACACCAGGUGUGUGUCCCGGGCCCUCAGCAAUGGUGCCUCUCCCCGCCGUGUGAGCCCUGGGGUGAGUGUCGCCUUCUGAGUGACGAGGGACAGCAAGUGGCCCCUCGCGUCAAUCCGGGACCUCAAGAAUGCGUUCCAAACCACGCGACACUCAACAACGCCUGUGCACGGCUAACACUCGUACUCAACCGUACUCGCUUACCUGUAGGUGCCCGAGUACAGAGUGUGUGUCAGGGUUUGAGGGCGGCGUGGGCUGAUCGUCACGCCCAUACCACCACGCCCGCACCUAUCAUCCUCUGCGGGUUGGUUACCGGGGCAAACGACACAGUAGAGGUUACCCUGUCGUACGCCGCAGCUAAUGGCCCCGGAGACGUAACACUGGCAGCCAAGACACUAGGUGAACUAAUUAGCCGGAAGUUGACACCUGUUACGGCUCUCUCCGCUGCCGUAGAGGUGAAGGUUGAAACGACGGUCGUUAGCGGUGAACCAGGUGUAGCCAGCGGGGUGUUAGCGGCAGUUACAGUGGUACUGGUUAUAGUAGUCAUCAUGGUAAUUGGAGCCUUGACUUACUGGCAGUGCCGACGUCGUCACCUCCAAUCCCACCACGGCAGCGCCUUCCCCAGCCACUCCUCCAGACAUAAACUAGCUGAGGAUCCCCACGUCGAGAAGUCUAACAACGAGAACGAAGAAAAGUUAUGGCGUUACCACAACCCUCUUAAAACCGUAUCAUUACCACCUGGAGACACCAGUGAGCCAUCAUGUUCGAGAAUCAACCCUCAAGGACCAGGUGACCCAAGGAUAACACCCUUAGGAGCCUCUAUAGGGCUUAUCCACACCCCUAAAGCCACACUAGCCACACCUGAGACAGACCUGAGUGAUUGUGACUCGCCGACCCAUCUGCCUGUGCCCAUCAGGAAGGUUCAGAACAUCGACGUGGACCCCAACCUGAACACCCACUCAGUCGCGUGCAAGAGCCUGCAGAAGGAAAUUAACCUCCAGCCUAUAACUCCCUCACAGGUGGUCCAUGAUGGGGUCACCAGCGAGAUGGUGGUGUAGCCAUCUGGCCUCACAGGUGGUAGUGAACCAUCUGGCCUCACAGGUGGUAGUGAACCAUCUGGCCUCACAGGUGGUAGUGAACCAUCUGGCCUCACAGGUGGUAGUGAACCAUCUGGCCUCACAGGUGGUAGUGAACCAUCUGGCCUCACAGGUGGUAGUGAACCAUCUGGCCUCACAGGUGGUAGUGAACCAUCUGGCCUCACAGGUGGUAGUGAACCAUCUGGCCUCACAGGUGGUAGUGAACCAUCUGGCCUCACAGGUGGUAGUGAACCAUCUGGCCUCACAGGUGGUAGUGAACCAUCUGGCCUCACAGGUGGUAGUGAACCAUCUGGCCUCACAGGUGGUAGUGAACCAUCUGGCCUCACAGGUGGUAGUGAACCAUCUGGCCUCACAGCUGGUCCAUGAUGUACCUUCAGACGCUACAUAAUCUUCACUACAGGAGGCUGGUCUGUACUGCAGCUCACAGCGGGGUGCACAAUAAACUAGCUUCUGUCGGCAACAAGCUUAAGAACUUCAACUCACUCAGCAGAGUACAGCAGAGUACAGCAGAGUGUUGUAGUGCUACAGCAGAGUACAGCAGAGUACAGCAGAGUGUUGUAGUAUAGUUCAGCUCAGUACAGUGUUAGAGGUACACAAGUGUUGUUGUUGUUGUUGUUGUUGUUCACAGUGUAAGACUCAGUGCCACCAACCUGUGUAUGGUGCCGUCAAGUGCCUCGACCCAAGUGACCUCCCCGGUGACCUAUGACCCGUCCACUGGUGACCUCCCCGGUGACCUCCCCGGUGACCUGUGACCCGUCCACUGGUGACCUCCCCGGUGACCUCCUGGUGACCUAUGACCCGUCCACUGGUGACCCUCCUGUUGACGUCACUACGAUACAGUACAGGUAUAUGAAACACCCAGUACCGGACAGUGACAGUCAACGGUACACGGCAGUACAGUACCGGACAGUACAGUCAACGGUACCACGACAGUGAUGGCGCAAGAAGCAGGUACAAGAACAGCCCAGUAGUACCGGUUGAUGGUACAACAAACGGUACAGAACAGCCCAGUAGUACCGGUUAGUGGUACAACAAACGGUACAGUGCCAUAGUGAACUCCUGGUGUUGUGUUAACAUAGAGAACUACUGCAGAAGUUAGUUACCGUGAUGGCCGCUACCUCCAGGAUGGCGCUGCUCACCACCACAACAACCACCACAACAACCACCACCACAAUAACCACCACAACAACCACAACACCCCCCCCCCUCCAGGACGCCUUAACCCAUAAUAAUUUACUUAAUAAUAAUAAUAAUAAUUGUAGCGGUGGAGACUGGCUUAAAAUGGCUUCAGAAAACAAUAAGUUAGUUUAGCGAGGUAAUUAAGCGCUUAUGUGUAGGAUAAACUAGUGUAUAACUGGUGUAUUAUACAUCAUACAGCUGUAUAACGGAAGGUCGUGAUCUCUAGUGUAUUUUAUAAUGAUUUGUAAAGUAUUGUGGAUAAUGACGUCUGUUCCCUCCCUCUCACGUCACACUUAAUUAUGACGACAUGUGUCUUCUCGACUUGUCAUUGGUUACAGGUAAUGACGUCAUGAGUCACAGACGUGUCAUAGGCUACAUGUAAUGACGUCAUUGGUGAAUCUAAUCCCAAGUCGUAAAAAAAAUUCACCACUAAUGACGUCAUCCAAUAAACCCUUCAAUCAUUACUUGCCACGUCAUCACCACUAAUGACGUCAUCCAAUAAACCCUUCAAUCAUUAUUCGCCACGUCAUCACCACUCAUGACGUCAUUACUGAAUGUGACGAAUCAGUGGUUGUGACGUAUUUCUCUUUAUCAAUAUAAGGUUUUAUACAUAAUAUAUAUAGAAAUAUAUAACUUUCCUACACUGUACAGUCAAAGUAAUAAUUCCUACUUUUUAAUAUAUAUUUUUAGAAAAGUUUUAACCACAAACUAUAAAAAAAAAUUAAAUAUGGAUCCAUUUUUUUCCAUACGAGUUCCCUACUGCCUGUGACGUCACUCAUCACUGACGUCACCCAUCACAACCGCUGAUUGGCUAGUCUGAUAUUAUGAAAAACCUGCUGAUUGGUUGGUCAGGUAUACAAAGAAAAUAUUUAUAAAGUGACUAUGUAUUCGUAAAACACCUUAAUUAAUUACCCAGGUAAAAUAAACCGAAUUAAUUGCCCAGGUACACAUAAACCACCUUAAUUAAUUGCCCAGGUACACAUAAAACACCUUAAUUAAUUACCCAGGUAAAAUAAACCGAAUUAAUUGCCCAGGUACACAUAAACCACCUUAAUUAAUUACCCAGGUACACAUAAACCACCUUAAUUAAUUACCCAGGUACACAUAAAACACCUUAAUUAAUUACCCAGGUACACAUAAAACACCUUAAUUAAUUACCCAGGUACACAUAAACCUAAUUAAUUACCCAGGUAUUUUAUAUAACAAGUCACUAUUACUUAACAAUAACAAAAGCAGUAAUACCUGAAAAAUAACAGCAAUAACAACAAUAACAAUGAUGAAAAGAAAAAAACUGUGAUAUAUUUCUUCUGUAGAUUUUUAUAAACGAUUUUGUGUAAAUAAUGUAAAAAAAAUUAGUCUUUAAAUUAAUAGUGUAAAGUUAAUAGCGUUAAGUUAAUAGUCUAAGUUAAUAUAGCGUUAAGUUAAUAGUGUCAAUUGUUUUCAAGUAGUGAUUUUAAUUUUUUUUUAUUGAAUUUUGUGGGUUUUUAAUUCAAGAAACUCAUUUGUGUUGCCUGAAUUUGUUUGUUUUGAUUUGAUGAGUUUUGGUUGGCUGGUGGUCAGGUUGAGAGGUGGGUUGAGAGGUGGGGAGGUGGGUUGAGAGGUGGGGAGGUGGGUUGAGAGGUGGGGAGAGUUACUGAAUUGGUGGAUUUUUAGUGUUGUGGAUGUGAUAAACUCGCUUUAGCCAAUCAAAACUAACGUCCAAUCACUGAAAAGCCUCAGAAAUGGUAGGAAAAAUCCCACCAAUCACAAAUAAGCCUCAGAAAUGGCGGUAAAACUCCCACCAAUCAGAAAAAGUCUCAGAAAUGGCGGGAAAAUGCCGUCCAAUGACAAAAAAUCCUCAAAAAUGGCAGGAAAAAACCCACCAAUCAGAAAAAUCCUCAGAAAUGGCGGGAAAAAACCCACCAAUCAGAAAAAUCCUCAGAAAUGGCGGGAAAAAUACCGUCCAAUGACAAAAAAUCCUCAAAAAUGGCAGGAAAAACCCACCAA